This is a messenger RNA of Onychostoma macrolepis, 6357 nucleotides long. It is a transcript of the gene gipr, whose product is annotated as gastric inhibitory polypeptide receptor. Gene Ontology annotation, molecular function: gastric inhibitory peptide receptor activity; peptide hormone binding; G protein-coupled peptide receptor activity. The coding region runs from base 2618 to 4174 and encodes 518 amino acids. NCBI's taxonomy places the organism in Eukaryota, Metazoa, Chordata, Actinopteri, Cypriniformes, Cyprinidae. Gene Ontology annotation, biological process: adenylate cyclase-modulating G protein-coupled receptor signaling pathway; cell surface receptor signaling pathway. The record is from RefSeq and is a predicted model, not a curated record. Gene Ontology annotation, cellular component: plasma membrane. The transcript is spliced from 13 exons.
UAAAAGACUUUUUAUGUGCUAAAUGACUACUCUGUCUACUUACAUUCUCUGUUAUUCUUUUCAUAUUGUGAUGUGCAGUUAAUCAGUGGGCCUAGUUGAUUUGUCUGACCAAAAUGAUGACUGUUUUCCUGCAGCUCUGUGAUGUUGUGCCUAAGCAGUGUUGCUCUAUUGAUUGUAUGGAAACUGAUAUGCCUGGAAUAAAACAUACUUGCCAGCUUAACUGGCAGGCGAAUGCUCUUCUUAUCCUUAAAUGGUUGCUUGUGAAAUGUCGGUUGGUGUGCCAUAAGGGUUGGCAAACCGAUGUGAUUUAAAGUAAUUUGACUGUGUCCAGGGUUUGGUGUAAUUAUAUUUUUGGCUGGGGCACAAAUGGAUAUCCUGGGUUAAGUAUACUCGAUGAAUUAAUCAAAAGAACUUUUAAGGUGAUGCAAUAUAAACAUUGUAGAAUUGGUUUCUGGCCUUCAUGGCUAAUUUGUUGUGUAACUCUAAGAGUCAUGCAGCACUCCCCAAAAUUAUUUGUUUAAAAAUGUGCCCAGAACUUUAAUGAUGGCAUGACAACACAAUCAUAAAUAAAGGCUGAUGACAUAUGCUCAGAAUGCUGUCUCAAACAUCUAGUCCUAGGGAUGACUGGGGGAAAUAAUGCUAAGUGCAAUUAAAUUAAAUAAAAAUGCAACAAUAAAGCAAAAUAUGACAAAUUUAGUAGGGUGGAGAAAACACUUCCCUUAAGUUUUGUUGUUGAUAUUACUGUAUUUUGGCACAAAUGCAUCUCUCACUUGGCCCUAAUCAUCAUCAUCAAAUCAAAACCAUGGUUAAUCAUGAAUUGUGCCAAACGCAUUAUGCAAAAAGCAUCACACUAUUGAAAUUUUAGAGACAUUUAAAUACUAAAAUUGUCUGUUUUGAUCUAUUCUGUUAAUGUGAUGCAAAUAGUUUUGUAUAAAGACGUAAUAAAUUUCAGUAUUUGAUUUUGCUUUUUAAUAAUUUUAGUACUAAAUUGGGUCAGCAUCUAAACAUUUGGGAACUGAAACAAAGCCAGUUCAAAACUACUUCAUUGUACCACUAUUUAGGGAAACAUUUGAAGGAAAUAUUACCAGUUUUCAUGUUUAUAUAACCAGCUACAUAAGUAAAUAUAUAAUCAUAAUUAUCAACUCUAGCGUUAAGACUUUACAGACUGUGCUCAAGGUCAAAGUUUUUCCCUUUUUAUUGAAUUAUUGAAAUUACAGGUGAAUUUUAAAAGGAAGAAGACGUAAACUCUGUUUAUAUUCCCUUAACAAUGUGAUUACAGUGAUUACAUGGGUGUCCUCUUCCUGAAUUUCAUUCUUUAAGUCCACAUUGUGGGUUUGUUUAUACCCUCAGCACUUUCCAGCCUGUUUAACACAAAACCAACUAAAUUAUUCAACACCAACCUGAUCAUACAUGAUUUAGCAGGACACUCCUUUAUUUACAUCAUCUCGAUUAAGCAUACUGUUUCCUCCUUUUGAGCACGCUUGAAGAGACUUCAGUCAACUGUUUCUCAGGAAAGGAUUUCAAAUGACCUUCCUCCUUGAACCAUGAUCGAUUGAGCUGAGAUUUAGCGGCAGUGUCUGGAUUUUGUCGUCUGCUGAAGGGCUCAGUCACCCAAUUUUGACGAAGGCAAAGUUUAUUUUUAGAGUAACUUCUAAUCUUUUAUGUGGUUUUCUCAUCCAUAAUUCAUGUUCUAAUCCACUGUAUUUUGUGAAUUUCAAGUCUUUCUGUCACGUUUCACUGAUUUUAGGCAUGGUCUGAUAAUUAAUAUUAUUAAAACAUGUUAUUGCCCAUAAAUGUCUGAUAUUCUAUGAUAUUUUUUAAUUCUACAUUAAUUAUAUAAGCUUAAAAUGCAAAAAUAACAAAAAAACGUAUGAAAACGAUAUUGUUCAAGAUUGCAUUUAUCAGUGUUAUUAAAUAACUAAUGUUUUUAAAUAUUGAGUUGAAUUAAGGUCUUUGCUCGUCUGAAAUUUUCGCACAUUAAAAAAUAAAUACGACCUUGCAUUGAAACAAUCACGUUUACAUAAUGCCUCCAAAACUUUCGUCCGUCAUUAAAAAAAUCGUAUCAGCUUAGAUUUCCUGUGUUUUCGCAUCCUUAGCAAGCAUUUUGAUGGGAAAGGAUGACGAAUACGAAAAACCCCGAAAAACCCCGAAAAGACACUUAUGAAAAUUUCAGACUCAGUGUGCAAGGACCUUGACUCUUUACUGGCAGGUCUGGUGUUUCUGAAGUGGCUGACAUAAUGCUUGUUUGGAUUAUGUAAUGAACGAAUGAACUACAUAUGUACAUGUCUAAGGAAAAAGUGACAAACCUUUAUGUCAAGUUAAUGCAGGUGUGGGUCAGAUGGACAGCAACUUUCAUGGUAAUGUUUUAUUGCAGAAGUUUUAAUAAGGCCACAUAACGUAUAGGCAGACAGAGACUGGAGGUUCAAGAGCUUGGAGUCAUCUGGUUGUUAAUUCUUUUCGAGCGGUCAGAUCUGUGUUUCCCUUAGUAUUCUCUGCUGUGUUUUGAUCCUGAAGGGUGCAGCUGGUGGCACGUAGGUUUGAAAGAAUGGCCUACCCUGGUUCUGGUUGGACGAUGGCCCAGCUUUAAGAUGUAUGACUCCUGGUACCUGUCUCAGUGAUGAAGAGCACCUCCACCAUCUUCUUCCUCACUCUAGCUGUCCUGUGCAGAGCUGAGAGUGUGAGUGGGAAGACGGUGAAGGACACAGUGCAGGAAUGGAACAGGUAUCGGAACGAGUGCAUCAUGAAGAUAAGCUCACAACCCACCCCCUCGGGUUUGUUUUGCAAAAGCAUGUUUGAUAUGUACGCUUGUUGGACAGAUGGAGUUCCCAACACAACUGUGAAAGUGCCGUGUCCCUGGUAUUUGCCUUGGUAUGAUCAAGUGCGCAAUGGGUUUGUGUCACGGGAAUGUGGUCCAGAUGGACAGUGGCUCACCGUCAACGACAGCCGCACAUGGAGAGACCACUCACAAUGCAAUGCAGAUGAAAACCAUGAGAAUCAGGAGAAUCAGAUGAUGAUCUUGGCCUAUUUCAGGGUGAUGUACACAGUUGGUUACUCUCUAUCCCUGGCCAGCCUGUCUUUAGCCCUUGUUAUACUUCUCAUAUUCAGGAAGCUCCGCUGCACACGUAAUUACAUCCACACCAAUCUGUUUGCCUCUUUCAUCCUGCGAGCUGUGUCCAUCCUCACGAGAGAUGCGCUUCUCAUGAAAGACGCUCCUGAGUUCAGGGACAACAAAGAUGUUUCGAUCGUUCUGAGUGACCAGGUGAUGUCAGGCUGCCGUGUGGCUCAGGUCCUGAUGCAGUACUGUGUUGGGGCAAACUACUAUUGGCUACUGGUAGAAGGUCUAUAUCUUCACAACCUGCUGGUGCUGAUGGUCUUCUCAGAGAACAGCUACUUCUGUGUAUACCUCUUCAUUGGCUGGGGAACACCUGUGCUGUUUGUGGUGCCUUGGAUAGUUGUUCGUUACCUAUAUGAGAACACAAGGUGCUGGGAGAUCAACGAAAAUAUGGCAUAUUGGUGGAUCAUCCGAACGCCAAUCCUUUUGGCGAUUUUAGUGAACUUUUUCAUAUUUAUAAGGAUUAUUCAGAUCCUCGUCUCCAAAUUAAGAGCACAUCAGAUGAGAUAUACAGAUUAUAAAUUUAGGUUAGCCAAGUCCACGCUGACCCUCAUCCCGCUGUUAGGGAUUCAUGAGGUGGUGUUUGCUGUGAUGACAGAGGAACAGACUGAGGGCGUGCUUCGCAAUGUCAACCUGUUCUUUGAACUCUUCUUCAAUUCUUUUCAGGGUUUUCUGGUGGCCAUAUUAUACUGCUUUGUCAAUAAAGAGGUACAGUCAGAAAUCAAAAAGAAAUGGCAGCGAUGGAAAUUGGGAAUAAGCAUUUUGGAGGACCAACGUAAUACAGGUAGCAACACACAGCAGGGAGGUGCAGGUCCUCGGUGUCACCACGACCCAGCCUGCUCUCCAGACUGCCCUCUGGACAGUGGCAGCCAACUGUCCUCAGACCCAACGCCAACAGCCACCCAACCGGCUGUUCAGCAUCAUUACCAUCCCGGAGCAAAGAAAGGCAAGGCGUACUGCUACAUCUCCGCCCGAAAGCAGGUUCUGAACGGGCUGGAUGUGCCAGCGUUACCCCAGUGCACCGGAGAGGGAGCAGUGAUGUUUUCUGAGAGCUACUGUUGAACCAUGUGGACUGGACAAACAAAGCCAGAUAUCAUGGAGUCUCUCAUUGUUUUUAACUAUCAAAAGGAUAUUACUACAUCACGUUUCUCACAUUACGCCUGGCAAUUUGUGUUUUUCGUGUUUACCACUAUACCUCAUUUUGGACACUAGAUUCAUUCUGUUAUGUGCCAACAUUGUGGAUCAACUCAAAGACUGCCUACUUUACCACAAAGUCAUUUAUAUUUUUGAUUGCAUGAGGAUUAUUUGUAUAAAGUCUACAGGUAAGACACACAAACAUCACCUAGCCUGAAAAAUCACCAAAUAUAGCCAUCAGUAUGUUAACGCCACAAAAGUUUUUGGACCCUUAAGCCACAUAUCCACUUCCAUUUAAGAAUUUGAGGUCAGUAAGAUUUGUAAGAAAUUACUACUUUUAUUCAGCAAGAAUAUAUUAAAUUGAUCAAAAGUGACAGUAAAGACUUUUACAUAGUUACAAAAGAUUGCUGUUUCAACUAAAUACUUAUCUUUUGAAGUUUCUGUUCAUCAUAGCAUGAACAGUUUCUAAUAUUACGCAGAACUACAGUUUUCAACAUAGAUAAGAAAUGAGCACCAAAUUUAGGAUAUUAGAAUGAUUUCUGAAGGAUAAUGUGACACUGAAUGAUGCUGAAUAUUCAGCUUUGCCAUCACAGGAAUAAAUAACUUUUUUAGAAUAUAUUCAAAUAUGAAACAGGUAUUUUAAUUGUGAUAAUAUUUUACAAAUUGAAUGCUUUUACUGUUUUUAUGAAUAAAAAAAUUCAGCCUCUGUGAGCCUAAUAUAAUGGUAGUAUAUCAUAUUAUAUUUUGCAUUAUAUUUAGUUAUUUAAUGUAAAGUGUUUCAUUUUUUUUGUGUGCAGUUUAAGAGCCCAGAUACUUUUUGGGGAGACUGUAUGUACACGCAGUAUAAGCACCAAUAAUUAACUUUUUAUUUUAUUUAUUUUUUGGUCCACGAACAGCAAAUCAGUGCUCGACUUAAGUUCCCCUGACAUUAUGUCACAUCCUCACCCUGAUUUGAUAUUGUGCCUCUGGAGGUGUUAAAUAUCUAAUAUGAAGGUUUAUAUGGCUCUUAUGUAACCCGCUCAACCAGGACGGCAUGCUCUGGGUGAUCUCUUAAACAGCAGGAAAUAUAAUUCCUUUUUUAUGCUUCUGCAUUCCACUCGAUGGCCUAAUCCCCUUUCAUUUAGUGCCAUGACAGAACCCAACUGUGAACUGUAUGUCGACAAUAGAGUUUAAAGAGGAUUACUAGGUAUUUUAAUUAACAGUAACAACACUAUUAAACAUAGAAACUGUUUGUUUCCAAAAUUUAUGAAGGUUUAAUUCAGAGUAUACCCUCAUUUUUGAACCACUCACUAAGGACUGAGAUCAAUUCUUACACUGUACGCCUUCUUUAUUCGUUACUUCACCUGGACAUUCUUUUUCUGUCAACAUGGAUGAAAGAGUGCAGUGAUAAUAGUGAUAUUUAUAUUGUACCUGAGCUUUCACUGUGAUUUAGACGAUAUAUUAUAUUGUAUCUAAAUUGUAUUCAUCAAGUGGAGGUGGUUUCACAAAGUGUUGAGGUUAUUCCACGGCUCCGUUGCCAACUAAAGCCAUCUAGUGGAUGUAGUGAGAACUGCACAGACGUGUUGUACUCCUGAAGUCUCCUGAAGAAAUCUUUUAUCACAUUUGUAGUGCUGAAUGGCAUUAACCGGGUGCUAAGAGUUUGUGGUCAUGCAUGAAUUUGUCAAAAAUACUAGUAGGAUGUCUUUGUUGUAAUGUGGUAAGGUUUGUCUAGUUCUGAUGAAGACACUGUUGUUAAAACAUACAGUACAUAGUUAUUUAUCACACAUCUUUCUCUUAUGUUUUGUCCAGUAAUCAUCUACAUAUUACAGAAUAAGGUACUGUUCACAUAGAACAGAGUUUAAAACGUGAGAUGCAGGGCAGUGAAAUGGGAAAAAAAUACAUUAUUUUAAAAUGUAAGUGCAUCUCUAGACUAGUGGGCUUUUUUCUCAUUGUACUACCCUGCAUCUUGUGUUUUUAAAUGCAAAUAUGAAUUCUGUGUGAAUGGCACCUAAGUGUGAAAAAAUAAAAGCACUGUGCUGACUUAAAUGUGCCAAUAUUGUUUAGCUUUUAAAAUAGUCAUUUAUGUCAUUCAAUACAUUCCACAAACUUGGUAAGCUUUCAUGUUAGGACAC